UUUUCCUUCUGCGCAAAACGCCUUUUCUCUUCACGGCUCAUUGAAGUUUAAGAAGAAAGAAGCAACGCAUCUCAUAAUCUAUGUGACAGAAGUAGCUGGAUUGUCUCAGGUGAAAUAAUUCACCUUCAUUCACAGUGACCAUGACAGGGUCGCAGGAAGGCUCAAGCAGCACUCCAGUAGUUUUGACUCUCUUCUUCCUCUGGGUGCUGCUCGUCCUGAUCCUCAUCUAUCUCUACAAGCGGUUGAACCAUAUCACAAAUAAUCAGUACACUGUCCAGCGUUUCGUCUAUGGUGAAGGAGGCCUUCGCGAUCGUGUGGUACAGGGGGUUGAAGUCGUGACCACCUUAACUGCCCGCUUUCUGCCCCAGAACCGCGAAGAGGAGGAGGCCAUAGGCGAUAUUGAAGAUGGCAAUGACGAAGAUGGAGAAGAAGGGGAGGAAGAGAGAGAAGGGACCUGUCAAAAUGAGACCAGUGCAGACGAGAAUGAGGAAGAAGACAAGGACGACUCGUCGGACGACUACUCCAGUAUUGACCUAAAGGAGAGAGUGAAGCAGAAUAAUAGCACAGAGGAGCUGAAGAAAGAUGAAGAACAGAAAACAGAGUCAAAGAAUGAAGAAAAAGAAGACGGACAUAAACAAGAGGAAGAGGUGAAGGAUGAGGAGAGAGUGGGCUUGCUUGUAAACAUUAAGCCUUUUUCUGGCAGUGCCAUUUGGUCUGAGGAGAAGACAGAGGAGAGUAAUGUUACAGCUUUGUGAAAAAAAACCCCAAAAAAUCUGAUGUGGCCUUAAUAUGAGGCAGAUGAAGAGAAACUCUAGAACUGAAGCUGAUGGUGUAGAUUUUGCAUGGAAAACGAAUGUGUCCUUAAAGGGGAAUUUCAUCAGUGUCGCAAAAUGUCAUUGUACAUCAUAAAGAUGUAAACAAAGUCAAUCAGAGUGGUUCUGUGUGAAAUGUUCCAUCUGAAGUUUAACGCCUCUAAAAGCUCCUUCACAGAAAGAAAUUACAUGAAAGGGUUAUGAAAAUUCUGCUUGAUACCUGAGACGUUAUGUUAUGGUAGUAAAUGUGUGGCCUAAAACAUCAUUUUUUAAUACAGUCACAGCAGAGAGGCACAUGCAGGGCACUGUGAGACAAAAUAGUACAGAAAGAAAUCUUAUUAAGCUGUUUCAUCAUUAUGAACAGUCCAAAUAAAAAUUAAGAAGAUGCGUGUAGGUUCACUGGUGGUGUUAAAUAAAAUGGCUAUAUUUGUGUUGAAGACAUCAUGACCCCUGGUUCCUUUCACCACCACUGUAAAGAAAACAGAGCCUGCAAGUUUCUCUAGAAUGGAGCGUUUCACAUCAAUCCACUCUGAAUGACUUUGCUUACAUUUUGACCACUGAAUUAUGCAGCGGUAUUGAAAAAUAGAUGGAAUUCCCCUUUAAUGUGGCUCUGCUACUCUGAACUUCAUCUUUUUUUAUAUUAAUAGCUUUUGUAAAUGCUGAUUUUCAAUGAAGAUUAUUAGGUUAUUAGUUAUUAGUUAUAGGUUAAUUUCAAAAGAACUGUACAUUUUCUUUAAAAUAAAUACAAUAAUAAACUGGCUUUCCAUAAAUU
Molecule: messenger RNA, 1584 nt
Organism: Colossoma macropomum (tambaqui)
Lineage: Eukaryota; Metazoa; Chordata; Actinopteri; Characiformes; Serrasalmidae
Product: FK506-binding protein 4
Exons: 3
Coding region: 141-755 (204 amino acids)
Source: RefSeq, a predicted model, not a curated record